UAGUCGCGGGAUACUUGAACUGCACGAACAGCCGCAGCGCCGGGGCGGGCUGCUCGCUACUCCUCCCGGUUGUCUUUGGUCCCCAGCGCCCGGCAGUGCCCGCCUGCGCCUUUCGCAGCCCUCUCGGCCCUUCGCGGUCCCGAGCCGGGUGAGCAGGCGGGCAGGCUGGCCCGGCCUGUGGCAGGCGGCGACGGCUGGGGCGUUCCUUGGCGGGGUUGGAGAGACCGGUCGGCUGGGUGGAGUGCACGCUGCUUGGCGCCCCAGCCUGAUCCAGCCGCCCUCCGCCUGGAGCAGCGAUGUUGGGCAGCUCCGCGCCGGGUCCUGCGACCCGCGAGGCGUGCUCGGCACUGCUAACGCUGCAGCAGACGGCGCCCCAGGAGGACCAGGAGAACAUCAAUCCCGAGAAUGCGGCGCCCGCCCAGCAGCCGCGGACCCGGGCCGCGAUGGCGGCAUUGAAGACCGGGAACCCGCGGGGUGCAGCACCGCAGCAGAAGCCCAAGACGCGACGGGUUGCACCUCUUAAGGAUCUUCCUAUAAAUGAUGAACAAGUCACCAUCCCUCCUUGGAAAGCAAACAGCAAACAGCCUGCAUUCACCAUUCAUGUGGAUGAAGCAGAAGAGAUUCAAAAAAGGCCCGCUGAAUCAAAAAAAAUAGACCAUGAAGAUAUGCUGGCUUUUAAUUCAGCUAUUACUUUACCUGGACCAAGAAAACCACUGGUACCUCUUGAUUAUCCAAUGGAUGGUAGUUUUGAGUCACCACAAACUAUGGACAUGUCAAUUGUAUUAGAAGAUGAAAAGCCAGUGAGUGUCAAUGAAGUACCAGACUAUCAUGAGGAUAUUCACACAUACCUUAGGGAAAUGGAGGUUAAAUGUAAACCUAAAGUGGGUUAUAUGAAGAAACAGCCAGACAUCACUAACAGUAUGAGGGCUAUCCUCGUGGACUGGUUAGUUGAAGUGGGAGAAGAAUAUAAAUUACAGAAUGAGACCUUGCAUUUGGCUGUGAACUACAUCGACAGGUUCCUUUCUUCAAUGUCUGUUUUGAGAGGAAAGCUGCAGCUCGUGGGCACCGCUGCUAUGCUGUUAGCCUCAAAGUUUGAAGAAAUAUAUCCCCCAGAAGUAGCAGAGUUUGUGUACAUUACAGAUGAUACCUAUACUAAGAAACAAGUUCUGAGAAUGGAGCACCUAGUUUUGAAGGUCCUUACUUUUGACUUGGCUGCACCAACAAUAAAUCAAUUUCUUACCCAAUACUUUCUACAUCAGCAGCCUGCAAACUGCAAAGUUGAAAGUUUAGCAAUGUUUUUGGGAGAAUUAAGCUUGAUAGAUGCUGACCCUUACCUAAAGUAUCUGCCAUCCGUUAUUGCUGGAGCGGCCUUUCAUUUAGCACUCUACACAGUCACUGGACAAAGCUGGCCUGAAUCUUUAGUACAGAAGACUGGGUACACCCUGGACAGUCUCAAGCCUUGUCUCAUGGACCUUCACCAGACCUACCUCAAAGCACCACAGCAUGCACAACAGUCAAUAAGAGAAAAGUACAAAACCUCCAAGUAUCACGGUGUUUCUCUCCUCAACCCACCAGAGACACUAAAUGUGUAAUAGUGGAAAGACUGCCUUUGUGUUCUAAGAUGUAAAUCACUCGAAAAAUAUGGUGUACAGUUUUUAUCUUAGGUUUUAAAUUUAUAAUCAUUUCCAAAUUACAAGUUAUGGCCAAGUACAAAUUAUGGUAUCUAUUCCUUUUUAAAUGGUUUUAAUUUGUAUAUCUUUUGUACAUGUAUCCUAGAUAUUUGGCUAAUUUUAAGUGGUUUUGUUAAAGUAUUAAUGAUGCCAGCUUUUAGGAUAAUAAUAAUCAAUAAAUUGAUUUGGAAAGUGUUUGCAAGUCACAUUUAUAUUUGAGAUAAAAAUCUGACUUUUUCAGGAUUUCACUUUGAAAAGUUAUUAACUUGGCCUUCCUGUACAAUGGGGAGUGGGAGCCUUCCCUUGAAAUUAGUUUUUAGGAAAAUGGACCCUCAAGAUAUGACGUUUUCCUCGGCAACUGGACCAAUCUAAUCUGCUGACUUGGCCUCAUCUAAGCAUAUGGGGAAGCAAUCUGCACUUAUCAGUACAGUGAAGACCUUUAGCUAUUUCAGCUCGUGGACAGCCUGUGCAAAUGCUUUUUCAUCCCUCCUCACCUUUUACACUUUACCCAGGUCAUGGUUACUUAAAACCUAUUAAGGUUUUCAGAGGACGAAAACAACAGAGGUUAUGGAUGAAGUGGGAAGCUUUUGUGCACACAGACAUUAAGUUCUCCAGAAGUUUAUUUUAAAACAUAAUGUAAAAAAGGCAAAAAAAUAAAAAAUAAAAAAAGACUAUAUAUGAAAAUACACUAGAUUUUAUAAUGGAUUUGUGAAUAAAAAAAUACCCAGGAUUGUUAGCACUGAAUAAAUAUCCUUUUAAUAGUUAUAUGCAACUGUUAGCUUUAAUUAGCAGCUCUCUUCUUUUUUCUCUUUUUCACUGGCUU
Tupaia belangeri chinensis (Chinese tree shrew) is the source of this 2493-nucleotide messenger RNA. RefSeq names its product cyclin A2 (gene CCNA2). Lineage: Eukaryota; Metazoa; Chordata; Mammalia; Scandentia; Tupaiidae. Gene Ontology annotation, biological process: mitotic cell cycle phase transition. The coding region runs from base 297 to 1592 and encodes 431 amino acids. The transcript is spliced from 8 exons. The record is from RefSeq and is a predicted model, not a curated record. Gene Ontology annotation, molecular function: cyclin-dependent protein serine/threonine kinase regulator activity.